AUGUUCAAAAAAAUAUUAAAAAAUAUAUUGUUGUGGUCCAACGCGGCUGGAAUCAUGAUCGGCGUUUGCGCCAUAGUGUCUUACUUGGUGCUGGUAGCCAUCAGGGGCUCCCUAAGACUGCCGUUUAACCUGGGCUUGCUGGACACCGCCCUGAAUGCCCUGGUAAUCGCGGGCUCUACCUUGAUAGUCGUCAACCUGCUGGGCUUCUGCAGCAUCAUCAUUAGAAACAAAACAGGGAAAUGGCUGAUGACAUUGUACACUGUUACAAUCUCCAUUACCACUAUAAUGCAAAUCUACAUACUGGUAAUACUAUUCGUGCAUCGAAGUGCAAGAAACGAAGGAAUCUUUAGCACUAUUACCUCCGUCAUGACACCUGUAAACACUACUUAUGACGUCAGAAGAUCCAAUACGGACAAUAUCACUUCACCCUUGACUGCAACCCUUACUAAACCACUGACCUUCUAUGAAAACCAAGCUGCAUAUAAAUUAGAUAUAAACAAAACAAGAAACAGAAGAGACGUUGAUAUACCUGUAGAUUCUAUUAUUAAUGAUGAUCAUAAAACUAAUAAUAGCAAAUUCAAAUAUAUCAAAAAUAUGUUAGAGGUUAUACCUCUGUCUACUUACACGAUCGUAGGUCAGUCAAAAAAUAAACCAAGCAAUUAUACCCAAUUCGAUGGAUACAACAAAACCAAUGUAUUUCUCUCGAGUAACGACAGCGUGCAAUACUCAAACAUAAUAUCUCACUAUGUUAAAGAAAAAGUCGACAAUGUUAAUGGAAUUGUUAAAUCGACGGUCGUCGGCGCAAGAGAUAAUGUGAAAAAAAGUUUGACUGAUAUGGGUUCAAGCGUCCAAGGUAGCGUAAAUAUUGGAUCAUUCUGGAUAAAAACUAAUGAGAGAGACAACAAUUUACUGAAACCCAUUCUAGGAGGAUUGAGCAAGCCCAUUUUGUACCUCAGCAAAAGUUCUUCGGUUCUAGCGUGUUUCGUGAUAAUUAACGUAGUGAACGUAUUGUACGUUGCGAUGACAAUAUGCUUUUGCAUUAUGCAACAUUAUUAUAAACGUCACAAUGAGCUCACGAAAUAG
This is a messenger RNA of Chilo suppressalis (striped riceborer), 1083 nucleotides long. The record is from the annotation of a GenBank genome assembly. Lineage: Eukaryota; Metazoa; Arthropoda; Insecta; Lepidoptera; Crambidae.